Molecule: messenger RNA, 1706 nt
Organism: Gadus macrocephalus (Pacific cod)
Lineage: Eukaryota; Metazoa; Chordata; Actinopteri; Gadiformes; Gadidae
Gene: ccdc71
Product: coiled-coil domain containing 71
Exons: 2
Coding region: 135-1259 (374 amino acids)
Source: RefSeq, a predicted model, not a curated record
GUCACUCUCGCCCUGUGGCCCCGCCCCGCCCACCCCUCUCCCAGCGCCGCUGUUGUUGCAGCCAUUUUACUGUGAAGCUUCGCUGGAGCGGACGGAGAGAGGCAGACAUCGCUCCGGUGAACGGAACCGGCAGCAUGGCUAACCUGCUGACCCGUCCGGCGGUGCUUCGACCCUUGACCUUCGCCAUGGAGGAGAAGCAGGCUCUCCACUCGUGGAGCCGCGUCUCGUCGGCGGGCCAAAGCGUGGUCCUGGAGGCGCUGAAGAUCCUGGGGCCCAAGCUUGGGCCCUCCCACCCUGGCACCCCAGCACAACUCGGCACCAGAAGGUCCAACAGCACCCAGGACCUGCCCAGCCCCCGACCCAACAGCCAGCAGGUCCUGCUGGCUGUUGGGUCAGGGGCGGAGAAGGCCCUGGGUAUGGGCACCAAGCCGCGGGGGCUCCCUAGCACAGAGGAGCUCCUGAUCUUCCUGCAGGAGCUGCGGGAGGAGGGCCACAAGGCCACGGUGCUGCGCAGUAAGGACGUGUACGGCUACCGCUCGGCCCUCAGCUGCCCCCUCACCCAGGACAAGCUCCGGGCCCUGGAGAAGAGCCAGAAACCCACCGCCAAGCGGAGGGGCCGGAAGCCGCCGGCCAGGAAGAGGGAUGUGCAUGUGCAUCCGUCCUGGAGGAAGGCCCAGAGGGGGAGCCCCCGGAUCCAGGGCACCUGCCCUCCAGAGGCACCCCUCUGCCCCCCCUCGGCCCCGGUGAGCUGGACUCGGGGGCCCUGUGCUCCUCAGCCCUGCCUCAGACUGACCAACCUCCAGGACCUGCCCGGGGCCCCCACCGCCAGGCUCCAGAUCCACACCAGCUGGGAGCCAUCGUCGGGCCCCCACUCCAAGCAGCACCUCCCUCCUCCCCCGGCCCUCUCGGGGAUCCCGCUCCACCCGUCCCAGACCAACGGCGAGGCCCCCGCCUCCCUGCUGAGACCCUGGGGCCUCUCCUGCCCCGUCCGCCACGACGGGGCCCUGAUCGGAGACUCGGCCCCGACCCUCUACGGCCCCCAGGCCGAGCUGGGCAGCAACGGGGUCCACGGGGCCCACCCCCAGGGCAGCGGCAGCCGCAGGGCCCUGGCCAACCUGAGGAGGAAGGUGAUCAAGGUGGACCACUCCCGGUCGGUGGCGGACGCCAGGCGGAAAGCACAGAAGAUCCUGCAGCUGGACCUGUCCCCCGUCAUCCACAUACAGCCCAUGCCCAUUAAGGACUACCGGCACCUCCAGUGACACUCCGCCGUCCUCCAGCCCGGGGCCCACUCCCUGGGCUCUCCCCAGGUUACUUUGGGGUUCUUCCUGGUCUCCCGUUCUCCGGACCCUGGAUGUAAGGGUUGGGCGAGGCACGCAGCACUUUGGGUCGGACAGGUUGACCCUCGCUGCUAAACUCCUCAUGGCUGCCCGGGUCAUGGUUCUUACACGUGACCUAAUGGGGGUGAUGUCACCUCCUAGCCUCUUUUGGAAAGUUGAAUGGCUCUGUCUUCACGGCAACUCCCCAUGACCAUUCCAAAUGAUCCAAACACUUUCUAGUUUGUAGUUUUUUUUUUACGAGAAUAUGUUAAUUUAAAUUUGUUCUGAGUUCCCCAGGACGAUUUACCUGGGACUUCCUGUUUGUUUUUUCUGUGUAUUUCAUACUUAUUUGAAAUAAAAGUUCAAUAAAACACAUUUGAAACAAUGGAA